This is a messenger RNA of Aureobasidium subglaciale EXF-2481, 900 nucleotides long. RefSeq lists its product as uncharacterized. NCBI's taxonomy places the organism in Eukaryota, Fungi, Ascomycota, Dothideomycetes, Dothideales, Saccotheciaceae. Gene Ontology annotation, molecular function: hydroxymethylglutaryl-CoA lyase activity. Gene Ontology annotation, biological process: ketone body biosynthetic process; L-leucine catabolic process. The record is from RefSeq and is a predicted model, not a curated record. The transcript has 3 exons. Bases 1 to 900 code for a protein of 299 amino acids.
AUGCUAGCAGAACGCGUUCGCAUCGUCGAAGUCGGACCCAGAGAUGGUCUCCAGAAUAUAAAAGAGACAGUGCCAACAGCAACGAAAAUCGAACUAAUCAACAGACUAGCCCAGACCGGACUUCGCACCAUCGAAGCGACAUCCUUUGUAUCACCACGAUGGGUUCCUCAAUUGUCGGACGCCAACGCAGUCAUGGAAAGCAUGAAGUCGUCGGUGGAUAAGGAAGACAUUACAUUCCCGGCCCUGGUGCCGAAUCUCAAAGGCUUGGAAGCUGCUGCAGCGCUAGAUGUCAAGGAGAUCGGUAUUUUCCUCUCUGCAACAGACGGGUUCAGCCGUAAAAAUAUCAACUGUAGCGUGGAAGAGUCCCUUGAAAGAUCUCGCGUAGUUGUUGAACAGGCCAGAAGCCAAGGGAUCAGUGUUCGAGGGUAUUUGUCUUGUGUUAUAGACUGCCCAUACGAUGGCCGCACAUCACCAUCAACAGUGCUUGCCAUGGCGAAGAAAAUGCUGGAAAUGGGGUGCUUUGAGAUAAGUCUCGGCGAUACCACAGGCACAGCAACACCAAAGGAUAUCCGCCAUUUGUUGGAUGUCCUCUUGGCAGAGAUCCCUGCUUCCAAGCUGGCCGGACACUUUCAUGAUUCCUUUGGCCAAGCCAUUGCCAAUGUCAAGGAAGCGUUCAGUAUGGGCAUCAGGGCCUUCGACAGCAGUGUCGGUGGUCUUGGCGGUUGUCCAUAUAGUCCUGGAGCUAAGGGCAAUGUUGCGACGGAGGAUGUCGUGUGUCUCUUUGAGAACAUGGGUAUCGGUACUGGAGUAGAUUUAGCUAAGCUGGCCAAAGUUGGGACCUGGAUCACACAGCAACUCCAUGUGCCUAAUGGCAGCCAAAUCGGUAUGGGGUUGACCUGA